UACAAAACACACCCGAGAAACAGCCUCUUUUCACUUUCAUUGUCUCUCUCUCUAAAAAAAAAUUUUAAAAAAAAAUCGUAUGCUUCGAACGGUUGUCGAUUCGAUCUCUGGAUUUCUCAGAUCUUGAAGAGUAAUCGAAAAUGUUGUUGAAUCGGUUCAUCUUCACUUCCUUCUUCAUUUCUCUCCUUCUCUCUGGUUUCUCAUCUUCUGCAACUUUGCCCUCCCAAGAAGUGGAGGCGUUGAGGGGGAUAGCGAAGGCGUUGAAGAAGACGAACUGGAACUUCAGUGUGGAUCCAUGCGACUCAGCGUCGACGACCGGUGGUUGGCGGAACCCUAACGCCAACAAAGGCUCUGAAGACGCCGUUACUUGCAACUGCUCAUUCGUUAACGGAACCGUCUGCCACGUCACCAGCAUAGAACUGAAGUCGCAGAAUCUUCAAGGGAACCUUCCGGCAGAGAUGGUCGGGCUUCCGUUCCUUUCACAGAUUGAUUUAUCAAGAAACUAUCUCAACGGUUCAAUCCCUCCUGAAUGGGGCGCUUUACCACUUGUCAACAUAUCCCUCCUUGGAAAUCGGUUAAUGGGUCCGAUCCCGAAAGAGAUGGGAAACAUUUCCACUCUUGUCAGUAUAGUUUUGGAAUACAAUCAGUUUUCUGGGGAAUUACCUCCAGAGCUCGGGAAUUUAUCAAGCAUUGAGAGAAUCCUUCUCGGAUCGAACAAUUUCAGCGGCCAAAUCCCGAGCACUUUCGCUAGACUUACCACAUUGACUGAUUUCCGUAUCAGCGACAAUCAGUUUACCGGAGCUAUUCCAGAUUUCAUACAGAACUGGACAGAACUCGGGAAACUGGUUAUUCAGGCAAGUGGUCUGGUCGGACCAAUUCCCGACGCAAUCGCUCCUCUUGCUAAGUUAACCGACCUGAGGAUCAGUGACUUAAGCGGACCGGAAUCAGCAUUUCCACCACUACAAAACAUGACGAAGCUAAAGAUACUGAUUCUUAGGAACUGCAAUCUUACGGGAGAAUUACCGGCAUAUCUUGGACAGUUUACAUCCUUAAAAAACUUAGAUCUUAGCUUCAAUAAACUGACAGGAGGAAUCCCGAUCACUUAUACCGCUCUCUCAAACGUCGAUUUCAUAUAUUUUACACACAAUAUGCUAAACGGACCGGUCCCGAGUUGGAUGGUAGACAAGGGAGACAGAAUCGAUCUUACGUAUAACAAUUUCGCCGUAGAUCCAACCACUUUAGAGUGCCAACGCAAGGGCGUCAACAUGUUUUCGAGUACUUCAGCUACGAUUAGCUCCCGAAACAUUACCUGUCUGAACAGCUAUCGCUGUCCUAAAACUUUCUAUGGUCUUCAUAUAAACUGUGGAGGCGACGAAGUGACAAUCAACAGGACUAAGUACGACGCUGACAAGAUGGAUUCACUUCCUGCACCUUUUUAUGACAGUAGAAACGGUUGGUUCUCAAGUAACACAGGAAACUUCUUGGAUGAUGACCGUACACCCGAGGGAGUAACCAUCUGGUCAAAUUCUACCCGGCUCAAUGUCACGGACCCACGAUUGUAUGCGCAAGCCCGUCUUUCGGCCAUCUCGCUCACUUACUAUGCAUUGUGCCUUGGAACUGGAAACUACACGGUUAAUCUCCAUUUCGCCGAGAUUAUGUUUACCAAUGACAAAACGUAUAACAGCUUGGGUAGAAGAUUCUUCGACAUAUACAUUCAGGGGAAGCUGGUGGAAAAGGAUUUCAACAUUGCAGAUGAGGCGGGAGGGGCUGGAAACGCUGUUGUGAAGAAGUUUCCCGUCACGAUAAGGAAUGACACGUUGGAGAUACGGCUUUUCUGGGCUGGAAAAGGGACUACAGGCAUGCCCUUGAGAGGUGUUUACGGUUCUUUAAUAUCGGCUAUAUCAGUGGAUCCUGCAGAUUUCAUCCCGCCAAAAGAAGAAACUGUCGGUGGAAGUGACGGAGGGAUCUCUGCUGGUGCAGUGGUGGGGAUAGUAAUCGGUUCAACAGUCUUUCUCGUGUUGUUGUUCGGUGGCAUUCUCUGGUGGAGAGGAUGUCUAAGAACCAAGAGUCAGAUGGAACGAGACUUCAAGAACCUCGAUUUCCAGAUCAACUCUUUCUCGUUGAGACAAAUCAAAGCAGCCACCGAUAACUUCGACCAUUCCAACAAGAUUGGAGAAGGCGGGUUUGGCCCCGUAUACAAGGGCAAGUUACCGGAUGGAACCAUAAUCGCGGUGAAGCAGCUAUCCGCAAAAUCAAAGCAAGGAAACCGGGAAUUCUUGAACGAGAUCGGUAUGAUUUCAGCUCUGCAGCACCCUCAUCUGGUUAAAUUAUACGGAUGCUGCGUGGAAGGAGACCAGCUCUUGUUAGUUUACGAGUACUUGGAAAACAACAGCCUGGCCCGAGCUCUCUUCGGUCCUGAAGCAACUCAGAUAAAACUCGACUGGCCGACGAGGCAGAAGAUCUGUGUCGGGAUAGCAAGAGGACUUGCCUAUCUCCACGAAGAAUCGAGACUCAAGAUUGUGCACAGAGACAUCAAAGCCACCAAUGUCUUGCUGGACAAAGAACUGGACCCGAAGAUAUCGGAUUUCGGCCUGGCCAAGCUCGACGAGGAAGAAAACACCCAUAUCAGCACCCGUGUUGCUGGAACCUUUGGAUACAUGGCUCCAGAGUACGCCAUGAGAGGCCACUUGACCGAUAAAGCAGACGUUUACAGCUUCGGAGUCGUGGCUUUGGAGAUCGUAUGCGGGAGGAGCAACACGAGCUCACGAGCCAAGGAUAAUGCAUUCUACCUUCUCGACUGGGUCCAUGUUCUGAAGGAGAAGAACAAUCUCUUGGAGCUGGUGGAUCCGAGACUAGGGAAAGAGUACAACAAAGAAGAGGCGUUGAUGAUGGUAAACGUGGCGAUCCUCUGCACGAGCCAGGUGGCGGCGGAGAGGCCGACCAUGUCGACGGUGGUCAGCAUGCUCGAGGGCCGUACGACGACGGAGGUUCGGAAGCUUCUAGAAGGUUCUAAUGGAAGUUACAGAGAUGAGGAGAGCGUGAGGGAGAUGAAGAAGCAUUAUAAGACGAUAGAGGAAGAGAUGACCCAAACGGACCAUAGCAUCUCCACUGUCGGACCGUUCACUUCGUCUUCUACUUCGGCCGGCGAUCUUUACCCUGUCAAACUCGACUCUGCCUAUUGGGACUCUAGAGUUUAAUAAUUACAGCUUUUUUUUUACUUCUUUUUGUAUUGUUUGAGUUUAAAUUUCUGUUGUAAUGUUUCGGUGAAUUGUAAUUUGUAACAUAAGGAGACCACUAUUACGAUUUCGUGUAUUUCAAAUUGCGAGAGAUUGUUCUUAGCUUGCAAUGA
Molecule: messenger RNA, 3349 nt
Organism: Tarenaya hassleriana
Lineage: Eukaryota; Viridiplantae; Streptophyta; Magnoliopsida; Brassicales; Cleomaceae
Product: probable leucine-rich repeat receptor-like serine/threonine-protein kinase At3g14840
Exons: 25
Coding region: 141-3197 (1018 amino acids)
Biological process (GO): protein phosphorylation
Molecular function (GO): protein kinase activity; protein binding; ATP binding
Source: RefSeq, a predicted model, not a curated record